AUGUCUACCUUACUCCUCAAUCUGGAUUUUGGCGAGCCUCCCCCCAAAAAGGCAUUAGAGGGAAAUGCCAAGCACCGAAAAUUUGUCAAGAAGCGGCGACUCUUGGAACGGAAAGGCUUCCUCAAUAAGAAGAAGCAGCCCCCUAGCAAGGUGCCUAAGUUGCACUCAGAACCUUCAAAGAAAGGGGAAACUCCCAGGGUAGAUGGCACUUGGAAGGCCACUCCCCUUCCAAAGAAGAAGACAACAGCUGCCUCCGGCAGUGGGUCAGAGCAGUCCCUGGACAAGAAAACUGCAGUGCCUUGGCUGACCCCUGCCCCUUCACAGAAGGCUGGUUCUGUUGUGGCUAAAGUAGAUUUGCUGGGGGAGUUCCAGAGCGCCCUACCAAAGAUUAAGAGCCACCCAACUUGCCCCCAGAAGAAGGGCUCCCAGAAGAAUCCUCCACCCAAGAAUGGCCCACAGAACUCCACCCAAACACAUUCAGAGAGUAAAUACUCUGGGGCAUCCCAGAAGAUACCUGGGAAGAUGGUGGCAAUUGACUGUGAGAUGGUGGGUACUGGACCCAAGGGGCAUGUCAGUUCCUUGGCUCGAUGUAGCAUUGUCAACUACGACGGAGAUGUGCUUUAUGAUGAGUACAUCCUCCCCCCCUGCCACAUUGUGGACUACCGGACCAGAUGGAGUGGUAUCCGGAAGCAGCACAUGGUAAAUGCUACACCCUUCAAGAUUGCUCGGAACCAGAUCUUGAAGAUUCUUACAGGGAAGAUAGUGGUGGGGCAUGCCAUCCACAAUGACUUCAAAGCCCUUCAGUAUGUUCAUCCCAAGCCCCUCACCCGAGACACCUCUCAUAUCCCCCUCCUCAACCGUAAGGCUGACUGCCCAGAGAAUGCCACCAUGUCUCUGAAGAGUCUCACCAAGAAGCUGUUGAACCGGGACAUCCAGGCUGGGAAAAGCGGACAUUCCUCAGUGGAAGAUGCUCAGGCCACGAUGGAGCUGUACAAGUUGGUUGAAGUUGAAUGGGAACAGCACCUGGCCCAGAAUCCCCCUAAAGACUAG
This is a messenger RNA of Rangifer tarandus platyrhynchus (Svalbard reindeer), 1050 nucleotides long. NCBI's taxonomy places the organism in Eukaryota, Metazoa, Chordata, Mammalia, Artiodactyla, Cervidae. The record is from the annotation of a GenBank genome assembly.